GAGUCACAGCAGUUCUGCCGCAAGACACCGCCGAGGCUGCGGAGAAAUCCCCGUCUGAUGUCUUCUGAUAACGAUAACUUUGCCCUGUCGGAGUAAAUAAUGCUUCCAAAAUGGCAGAUUCGCAAUCGUCGUCUGGUCCAGCGACCGCUCCAACCGCCCAGAAUCCUGGCACUGGAUAUACGCCAGGCGAUGAUGCGUGGACGCAAUGGCGGAAUAUUUUUGCUAUACUCACGGGGAAGAUGACCGACGAAGGGAAGGAACAGUUCCGUGUCGCAAGAGAUAUCCGGAAUGAAGCUGCAGACUGCAAGAGUUGCGAAGGUCACAGGGAUUAUCUAUUACAGUACAGUCCGGUUAUCCGCUUUCUCAGCGACAACAUUCGACAACUCGGAGGCGAUCUCUCGAGCCAUAACAUUUACUGCCGCCGCUGUACGAAGAGGAAGGCUGGAGGGUUUGACCCCGAGUAUGGUAUACUACUCUGUGCCAAUGAAUUGAAAGACAGGGGUCACCUGGAGGAUACCCUUGCGCAUGAGAUGGUUCAUGCCUAUGACCAUCUGAGGUUCAAAGUGGAUUGGACAGCCGACUUAAGACAUGCCGCCUGUACAGAGAUCCGAGCAAGUUCGCUUAGUGGGGAGUGCAGAUGGGCACGAGAAUUUUUCCGAAGAGGCCAGUGGAAAUUCACACAGCAACAUCAAGAAUGUGUGCGGAGGAGAGCUAUUCUGUCAGUAAGAGCAAGGCCUGCUUGCAAAGAUGAAGCCCACGCGGAAAGAGUCGUGAAUGAAGUCUGGGAUAGUUGUUUCAGGGACACGCGACCUUUCGACGAGAUAUAUCGAUGAUAUAUAGUACCAUAUUGCACACAAUCAACUUCAGGCUUUCAUAAUUCUCC
Molecule: messenger RNA, 883 nt
Organism: Monascus purpureus
Lineage: Eukaryota; Fungi; Ascomycota; Eurotiomycetes; Eurotiales; Aspergillaceae
Source: the annotation of a GenBank genome assembly